Messenger RNA from Funneliformis mosseae, 1443 nucleotides. The record is from the annotation of a GenBank genome assembly. Lineage: Eukaryota; Fungi; Glomeromycota; Glomeromycetes; Glomerales; Glomeraceae.
AUGCCAAAAAGAAAUUCUAAUGAUACUUCCUCAAAUCCAACAAGAAGGUCAGCUCGUAAUAAACGCGUCGAACUCCAAAACGAACUAAUUACAGAGGUGGCUAUUCAAGAAGCUUUUUCUGAAAAAGAAGUAACAAGUCCUAAGCCGCCUUUACCUAAAAAACGUACAAAGACUACCUCACUCGCUUCUAAAAACACGCGUGCAAAAAGGACCCGAAACGAGGAAGAGCAUCAAACAAUUGAGGAAAAGAAAAGGGAGGAUAGUGACCAUCAAACAACUGAGGAAAAGAAAAGGGAGGAUAUUGACGAGUCGAAUAUUUACGAAACUGAAGCAAGCAAAGACGUGUCACUUAACAACAAAAAUAAGACUGAUGAUUUCACAAUACUCCCUGUUUCUUUAAAGAACGACGCGUCAAGUCAGAAUUCAUUGAUUGAUGAGAAUUCAGAUCAUCAGUCAAAAUGGAAAGUAGUUAAGGCUAAUCUUUUUGAAGUUCCUAGAGAGCCGCCACCACCUUAUCGUGAUUAUAUUGAAAAGCUAUUCAUUAGACGUCCUUGGAUGAAGAAGAAGGACAUUGAUUACCUUCAAAAUUUAUACACUGACCCCGACUCUAUACUCGCUAAGAAACAAUUGAAAAGCCUUAUUAAUUAUGAUAUUUUUAAAGGCUUUUCAAGCGAAAAUCGAAGUCGUCUUUUGAAACUUUUACCGAAUUGUGACUUAGUUCCGAUCACGAACAAUGACGGAGAACCUAUAGAUUCACCAAAGAUCCAACGAGAACAUAGAAAUGCAGGAUUGGAAAUUUAUGAAGCAGGUGUAACUGAACUGAUCAGCGAAGUUGAUCCCAAUAAAGUUUGUCCUCGAUUUGAUUUUUGGUCUUCGGAUUCUUUUAAAGAUGCUCGAUGGUGGUUUCAAACGAGCAUUAAAUUAGGAUAUAAUACUUAUUAUGGCAUUGACACUCAAUGGAACAAUCUUGAAAAGUUCAAGUCUGUAAUUCCCAAGAAUUGGAAGUGCGAUGAAUAUGAACAAGAGUGGGGAAUUGGACUUUGGGCAAAAAUGGGUGAAAAACGAAUUGCAGGUGAUUCUGCUCAAAUGUCUCUUCCCGAAAUGGCCAAAGCAAAGGUCAUUAGACUCAAUGAAUCAUGGAAAUAUAAACGACAAUUUAAGAACGUUGGGGUAACAGUCUCAAUGGAUUUGAAGGUUAUCGCUAUUAAUCAAUCAAAUGGUCACUUGGAUUUCAAAUUAAUCAAAGAUGGAGAAGAUAAAAUCAUAACUGAUAUACAUAAACCAACUCGUCUAGAAAAUGAAGUUCUAGAUUUUGAUGGUCGUGUUGCAAAAGGUUCUCGUCCUAAUGGUAAUGCUUUUAAAAACUUUAAAAUUGUGAGGUCAGAAGAUUACACCCCAAGCUUGUUUGAUGCAAGGAAAGAAUAUUGGGCAAAAACCCAGUAA